This is a messenger RNA of Anastrepha ludens (Mexican fruit fly), 1528 nucleotides long. RefSeq names its product origin recognition complex subunit 5 (gene Orc5). The transcript is spliced from 3 exons. Bases 143 to 1528 code for a protein of 461 amino acids. The record is from RefSeq and is a predicted model, not a curated record. Gene Ontology annotation, molecular function: DNA replication origin binding; ATP hydrolysis activity. Gene Ontology annotation, cellular component: nuclear origin of replication recognition complex; nucleus. Gene Ontology annotation, biological process: DNA replication initiation; DNA replication. Lineage: Eukaryota; Metazoa; Arthropoda; Insecta; Diptera; Tephritidae.
CUAAUAUGCAAUCGAUUGUUCUGUCCGACACCAGGUGCGUACUUUUAAAUAAUAAAUGCGCUCAAAUUUUUUAUCGCCUACCAAAAUAUUUACUUGCUACUGAUUUAAUGCACGCGCAUUUCGAAAUUAAAAGUUUUCAACUAUGGAGGUUUUGAAUAAAAUUAAUGAACGAUUUCCAUGCAGAAAAAAAGAACUACAAACGAUUGCCAACUUGCUUGGGCAUAGCGCAGAAAUACUUCCUAGUGCCAUUCACAUCUAUGGUCAUACCGGCACAGGGAAAACAGCGUUACUUAAACAUUUUUUAAAUGAAAGCAUUCGCCAUAAUAACAAGAUUAAUUUAAAUGUGGCUUUUGUUAAUUGUGUUGAAAGCUAUACUUCAAGAAUUCUAUUUGAAAAUAUUUUAGAAUUUUUACGCAAUGAAGAUACUGAUCAAACUGUGAAGAUAGAAAAUUUGAAAGAUUUCAUAGAGCAGCUGCGACACCUACAAAUCGAACCAGAUGCGCUCUAUAUAAUAGCCUUGGACAAUGCCGAGAGGCUGAGAGAUAUGGAUGCGAACGUGCUGCCGUCGUUUUUGCGUUUACAACAGCUAUGUGGUCUGAAUCUUUGCGUCGUAUUAAUAUCUCAGCUUUCAUUGGAAAAAUUUUACUGUAAAACAAGUAUUGAUAGCCCAGUUAUCUUAUACUUUCCACAGUAUACAAAGUCUGAGACCCUUGAAAUAUUAAGCGCAGACUUUAAGAACACUCAGAAACUAUUAAGCUCGCAUCUACGCCGUAACAAAGCAGAUAAUCUUUCACACAAAAUGACAAUAGUCGAACCAUUAACAAAAGAGUUCUUUAACAAUUACCUAAACUUAUUUUUGGGUGUCUUUUACAAAGCAUGUCGUGAUCUAUCUGAACUGAAAAUUACGGCACGGAAAUGUUUUAUUUUCUAUAUGGAACCUAUUUUGGAUGGCACCGUCAACAUGUCUGAUGUUUCAAAGCUAUGGCGGUGCAUUGCAGGUCAACUGCGGACUGCUCUUACACAGGUUUACAUACGGAGCGGUCAGCCAGAAGUGAACCCAACAGAACUGAAUAAUAAGGGAAUUGAAAAGAUAGCCCAAUCUCUGGAACUUCCUUACUACGGCAAGUAUUUGCUAAUAGCGGCAUUUCUCGCAAGUUAUAAUUCUUCAAAAGAAGACAAACGUUUAUUUGUAAAAAAUCAUGGGAAGCGGCGAAAACGAAUGCAAACUGUUAAUGCGAAUGCAAAAGUGACUGAAAAAAUGAGUACAUAUAUUGGUCCGAAAUCUUUCACCGUCGAUCGCCUUCUAGCAAUUUUUUAUGCAAUCCUUGAGGAAAAAGUUGGCUUAACUUGUAAUUUGUUGUCACAAAUUUCAACGUUGGUCAAUCUCAAGCUACUCAGCUUUGUUUCGGGUGAAAAUGUAAUGGACGGUACAUCGCGUUUACAAUGUACCGUGGGAUUAGAUUUCAUUGUGUGUAUUAGCCAAGUUGUAGGAUUUAAUGUUCGUCAAUAUUUGUGCGAUUUCAAUUAA